Molecule: messenger RNA, 1628 nt
Organism: Momordica charantia (bitter melon)
Lineage: Eukaryota; Viridiplantae; Streptophyta; Magnoliopsida; Cucurbitales; Cucurbitaceae
Product: F-box/kelch-repeat protein At5g43190
Molecular function (GO): protein binding
Source: RefSeq, a predicted model, not a curated record
CAGGGACCAAAGUUUUCUGAUUUUAUUGAUCAAAAAGCAACCAAAUACUUGAUUCAGAAAAUAAAGAAGUAAAUAAAUGAGAUUCCCAUGUGGGACAGACCAUACAGUUCAUGGUUCAUGUGGCCACACAUUCCAAUGCAUAUAUAUCAUUUCAAAUAAUUCAUAUUGAAUGAUUGCACUUGAAUCAUGUGUGGUUGCAUAUAUACAAUUUGAUCAUCUUUUUGAUGCAAAAACUUUCACUCUUUCCAUCAACCAUGUGGAGUGGCCUUCCUCUUGAUCUUCUUGCCAACAUCUUCUCCUUCCUCUCUCCCGACUCUUUGGCGCGAGCUCGAUCAGCCUGCAAGCAUUGGCACGAGUGCGUAGAUACUCGCCCCUCGUGCACCGAACCGAUCUCAUCACCAUGCCAUCCUUCAUGGUUCAUUGCCUUGCCCUUGCGUGCCCACAAGCUAUGUUUUGCUCACAAUCCACUUCUUGACAAUUGGCAUAGGCUGUCCCUGGAGUUCCUUCCUGAGUUAGUUAAGUCGAUUUCCCCAGUUGGUAGUCUUCUGCUUUUAAGAUCCAUAAGUUCUGUUGUUCUUCAAUUAGUCAUAUGCAACCCAUUCACUUGCCAAUUUCAGUAUCUCCCAAAGCCAAAUAUUGCAAGGACUAAUCCUGCUGUGGGAGUUGUGAUACAAAACACAGGCCAGAAUUCUCAAUUUCCAGACUUCAUGAUCUAUGUAGCAGGCGGGAUGUCGGAGGCACCAAAGGGCGGCACCAUGUAUGAAUCAAAGUUGGAAAUGUAUGACUCAAGAAAUAACUCGUGGAGAAUUGUAGGAUCCAUGCCGGUGGAAUUUUCAGUGAGGUUAACAGUUUGGACUCAGAAUGAGAGUGUCUACUCUAAUGGAGUUCUGUAUUGGAUAACCUCUGCAAGGGCAUUCAGCGUGAUGGGCUUUGAGAUUGACUCAAACAUUUGCAGGGAGUUGCAGGUACCGAUGGCGGACCGCCUUGAAUUUGCUUCACUCACAUGCCGAAAUGGAAGGCUAGCAUUAGUAGGUGGCAUAUGCGGUGAAGACGCCUGUGUUUGGGAGCUCGGAGAUGGAGAUAUGUGGGUGUUGGUUGAAACGGUGCCGAAUGACUUGGGGAUAAAACUUCUAGGAGGGUGCAAUAGAAGCUGGAUUAACACCAAAUGUGUAGGCAAUAAUGAAGUUAUGUGUUUAUAUAAAGAGCUGGGAAGUGGAAUGGUAAUUUGGAGAGAAAUAAAAGAGAUAAACAAACGGGAAUGGGUUUGGGUCGAAGGGUGUUCUUCGAUUCGAGGCAAAAGAGUACAUAACUUGCCAAUAAAAGGACUGCUUCUUCAUCCAAGCCUUGCUCCUUUUGCAUCUUACUCAAAUUACACACCUUGAUACAUUGUAGCUUGAUAUCCAGAGUUGAAACUCCACAUUCUGGUGUACUAGCUUUGGCCGUGCCCGACUUGCUUACUCGGAUUAUAACGAAGGGAAAAUACAAGGUCAAUCACAAUGCAACUACUAUAUCAUAGAAGUAAGAAUUCAUGAAACGCUGUAUAUUUAAUUUGAAAGCAAGAAUUCAUGAAACGCUGUAUAUUUAAUUUGAAAGCAUGAUGCUAGAAUCAGAGUACAAUUUGGAGUCAA